Molecule: messenger RNA, 603 nt
Organism: Hyaloscypha bicolor E
Lineage: Eukaryota; Fungi; Ascomycota; Leotiomycetes; Helotiales; Hyaloscyphaceae
Exons: 2
Coding region: 1-603 (200 amino acids)
Source: RefSeq, a predicted model, not a curated record
AUGACAAUACCAGGUAAGAUAGAAAGCAAGGAGGAGUGCACCAGCAAUGAGGCACAUGUGAUUGGGCUGAGCUCGCUUGGGCCUCCUGGUGCAAGGCUUCCCGCCUCACACACGUCCUUCUAUCGUUCCAAGCUCAAGCAAACAAUUUUGUCAAGUCUUGACAAGCAUUUGACCACGGACCCGUUAAGCCUCACGGCAAGCGCCAUUGCUAUAUUGCAAAUUAGUGGUGCCAUCAUCAAUGCUUUAUACGAUUAUCGCAGCCGCUCGAAGAACGCAGCAAAAGAUGCCAGUCGUAUCAUCAACGAAUUGAAUAGUCUACGUACUGGGAUUGAUUCCAUUUUUCUACUUUUGGAAGCUGGUGGAGAAGAAAAGACUUCCCGGGGAUCGGCCUUGGGAAAACUUGCAGAGGCUGGUGGUCCUCUGGAAAGGCGCGAGGUGUGCUUGAACAACUUGGCCCAAAAGUUGGGGCCGAAAGAUGGCUGGAAGGCUGCAAGAGUGGCAAUUUUUCGGCCAUUGAAAGAACAAGAGAUGAUUAAGAUACUUCAAGAUCUCAACAGCACCAAGACUACAACUCAACUUGCUCUUGCAGCGGAUCAAAUGUAG